UCGUUGUAGCUAUACAAAAGCUGAAGCCCUCUCCCCGCGCAGCACUCGUUGACUGGAUCAGGUGCAUAUAAACUUCGUGUGAAACAUCGGGAGAGACGAAGGGACCCAAGUUACUGAUGGUGCGCCCCAGAAUGGAUAUGAAGAAAACACUGGUGGAUAGAACUUGCCAAUGUCGGUAUUGUGUUAACUUAUGUAUAUAAAUGAUAAAUACUUUUUGUUCAAGCUAAAAAAAAGACCUAUUUCAAUUUUCCAAGAUUGCUUGUAACAUUAUCCUAUGGUAAUCUGAUAUCAAAUAUUUAACUUAACCAAUGCAUUGCUCUUUCUUCUGUGCUUUUUCUCAUUUGCACUUCUUGAGCACGUCGUCUAAGGAUGAGGUAAGUAUAAGCGAAUUACUGGAACUAACAUGCUUUUUGUGGUAAGUAUUUACGCUUUGUGUGAAUCGGGAGUGAGGUGUGCAAGGGGAUGAAUGUGUCAUGAUGUCCGGACUUGUCAUCAAAACUGUAGGGUAAACGUUACAAAUAUAUGAAGCAAUUCACUUAGUGGAGCUGGCAAAUGAAAGGACUUGCCUUAUGACUUUUACUAAAACAGAUCGGGGUGCUUUAUCGUUAUUUAUCAUCGACUAAUAUGCAAUAUAAAAGUCAUAAGGAAUAUCCUUUCACACCCACGCCUGAUAUUGUAGUGAACUAUUUACAUUUAGCAACAACCACUCCAACGCCACCAACGUGUGGCCCCAUGACAGAUGCCUCUCUGGACGAGGACUGCUCCAACGCGCGAUGUGUGGCCGUCAACAGCUCGUGUGUGACGACGUCAGCGGGAAGCCGCAGAUGUGCCUGUGUUAACAAGAACGUGCAGAUAUCAGCUACAGAAUGCUCAUUGGGACCAAGUGUUCUGUCAAGUACACCAAACUACGUCUUCUCCACAAAUCAAUCUAGAACGUCAGUAACUGUGGGAACAAUCAUUUUUGAUGGGCUUAGUACAUUCCCCACAAAUAACUUCUCCAUAGAAGGCGAAGUAUAUCCUGAUGAGAGGAUCCUGGACCUAAGGAGAAACUCGAGCAACAUUGAUGUGGCACUGGUCAAGGAAAUAAGCAAUGCUAAAACAUUUGUGGUGGCGUUACGUGCAACUUCCGGUGAGUUCACUGUGCAGCAGGUUGUGACCGUCAGGAUCACAUCCUCCUCUUUCACACCAGAAAACGUCACAGUUAUGUUGGUGGAGGGAACCAGGAAAGGCACGCUGAUAGCUGACGUGAGGACUAUUGGUAGUUUGGGAGGGUACAGCAACUUCGAAAUGGAGACCACAGAUCAGACAGCAAGGGCCCUGUUCAAUGUGACCACAUCGGGGCAGGUUCUUUGUGGACAAGAUAUAUUUUUGAGUGACUUUACCAAUAACGACACAGUAGCUAAAGAAUAUAUAUUCAGUAUCAAAGCGAAAAAGGGAGGACAGAGAGAAACAACUGCAACCUUUUACAUCUUGUUAUUCAAGAGUACUUUUACAACAACGUUAAGAGAAAAUUGGAAAGGCAAUAUCUUGAGCUAUACUAUAACAAGCUCUAAGUUCCAGGUCGCUAUUAAUGACACGCUCCCAGAUAGACUAAAAUUCUCAAAGGACUUGAUGAUAAUUAGUUUGGUAGAAGAAAUUGACUACGAUGCUGGUAUCACAAGUAUACAUUUUAAACUUGAUCUUGUCACGACGACCAAGUCAACUACAGUAGAUGUCCACAUAAACAUUGAAGACCAAAAUGACGAAAGCCCCAAAUUUAAAAAAGCAGUUUACGUAUUUUCGCUGCUUGCUGGAUCUAAGGGGAAUAGUGUAGUCGGCGUUGUUGAUGUUACUGAUGGAGAUACAGUUGGGCAGACAACAUUUAGUCUGGAAGGCAGAAAUAAAGACGACUUCAGCAUAAACGACGAUGGUGUUUUGACAUCAAAAGUGGAUUUAACAAGAGGCCGUUUCCCUUCCGAGAUCCCCCUCCGGGUCAAGGCUUAUGAUGGCGUAUCUUACUCUGAGGAAGCCAACAUCACUGUCUAUCUCAUCUCCUACACCAUUAAUGCAGUCAACCUCAACAAGACAUUCCAUGGCAGAGUCAGUGAAAACAGUACCGGAGCAUUUGUGGCCAAUGUAGCAGUGUCAAACUAUACCGGCUACAAAUUUCCAAAUCCUCAGGCUGACAGAUUCUUCAGCCUAAAUUCUACGUCUGGGAACGUCACAACAACUAUUGGCCUAGACCGAGAGAACGACGACCAGGCGUAUACUGCAUUCACCAUUCAGGCUUACCUGGAUAGUGGCGACCAGUGCUCCCCUGUGACGAUUGGUCAACUCAUUACGAAUAUAACAGACGUGAACGACAAUGCGCCAGAAUUCUCUAGUCCUUCUUAUACAGGAAGAGUAAAAGAAAACUCCAUUCCAGGAACCCUGGUUGUUGGUUUGGUGGACAUAGCUGUUACCGACGAAGACGCUGGAGUGAAUGGUUCUGUAAACUUCGCUUUAACGGGACCUGGGAAGACCUAUUUUGCUGUUGAGAAAUUGAAUCACAACCAAUUCACAAUAAAAACCAGCGGAACCCCGAUUGAUAGAGAAUUCGAAGUAACUCCAUACGUAGUCCUGACAUUAACUGGAACAGACAAUCCAUCUAAUCCUAACACAGGCACCACUGCACUCAACAUCACAAUCAUGGAUGUCAACGACAAUGCACCACAGUUCAACGGCGGGUCGACCGUAUUUUGGGUGGAAGAAAACGUUGGACCAAAGACUAUCACAACGUUAACAGCCACAGACAGGGAUGAAGGCCUCAAUGCAAAGGUAUCAUACUCAUUGAAAGAUGGGGGAUUUGGUUUCUUCCAAGUUAACGAAAGCACUGGCGAAGUAUCGACAAUCAAGGCAAUAGACAGAGAAAAAAGGAAAGUCUUCAACCUGAUCAUCGAAGCAAAGGACCAAGGGUCGCCUUCUCUAGAAUCAGAGUUGAAUAUUACCGUCAAUAUUCGUGAUGUAAACGAUGAAAAGCCUACAUUUACGGAGAAAUACUACAAGGGUUCUUAUACGGAAAAUAGUCCAUGUGACAGAAGCAUCCUAACAGUGUCGGCAACAGACCACGACGAAGGAAUCAAUGCCAGCAUCACGUUCUCAACAACAAGUUCUAACUUUACAGUCAAUAACACCACUGGCGCAAUUGGAUGUGCGAUUCCUCUUGACUAUGAAGAAAUGCAGCAACAUCUGAUAGAAAUAAAAGCAGAGAACCCAGGGUUUCCCACAAUGAGCGACACAGUAAAAGUUGAGAUAAACGUUGAAGACGAAAAUGACAACAGUCCACGUUUUGAUAAACCCAACUAUCAGUCUGAGAUAACAACUUGGGAGUGGGUAACCAACAACCCUGUUGAUGUUUUUGAAGUCACGGACGAUGACUCUGGAACGAAUGGCCUUAUUAUACUCUCCAUGAGUGGGGAGACGGACAAAUUCUACAUUGAUGGAGACACUGUAGGUGUGUUACGCAUCAAAGAGGGCGCAAGUCAACCCGUUGCUUCCACAACAUAUAACUUUGAUGUUACAGCCACAGAUAAAGGUUCUCCAUCGCUAAGUGUCACAGUCCCAGUAUCAGUUGAUGUGAAGAAAAUACAAGGCAAUAGUACUGUACGGUUCAGUUCUAAAGACUAUACGUUUUCAAUUGUGGAGAACCGAUUAUAUACCACAUCUUUCGGAAGAGCAAAUGCUGCUCAUGACGCCAACGUGUCAGUUCACUAUACCUUAAUCCAUGGCGGGGAUUUCCGUAUUGAUCCAAGUAGUGGAGCGUUGACUUGCAGUAAAGCACAGGAUCGAGAGACAGUAGCAAAUCAUACCAUGGUCGUUCGUGCCAGGGAUAUCACCACUAACGCCUCGGACGUGGCUGUUGUAACAGUUCAAAUUUUGGAUGUAAAUGACAAUAGACCAAUAUUUCUGGCAUCUUCUGGACAGCUCGUCUUUCAAGUUAAGGAAAAUUCUACUGGCAAGGAGAUCGGACGCAUCAUUGCCAAAGAUGGGGAUGCAGAUGAAAAUGGAACAAUAACGUACAGCAUUGUAUCGCAGACACCUCGGACACAUUUCUCGAUAAAUCCUGGAAACGGCAUGGUCACUGUUUCGGGAGAUCUAGACAGAGAAGAUUAUGAUACAUACAACUUAAUCAUCAAGGCGACAGACAAUGGCGAUGCUCCGAGAACUGCAACAACAAGUGCGACUAUCCUUGUCCUGGAUAUCAACGACAAUCCCCCGACAUUCCAAACAACGUAUGCAGUGACAGUAAAGGAAGAUAGUGCCAUUUCCGCAUCGGUGGAGACAGUGAGUGCGACUGACGGAGACUUGGGGCAGCAUGGUGCAAUUGCAUACACUUCUAACACCGUAAUGGUGAACCAAACUGUCUGUCCAUUCAAUGUGUCAGUGGACACUGGAGUCGUGAAAGUGAGCAGCGACCUCGACUAUGAGACGACUUCAACAUAUGAAUGCAUUGUGACUGCUGUGGACAUGAAGGGAUGCAGCAGUUGCACAGGACGUCUCACUGGAUCGACAACAAUGUCCGUCACCAUCCUGGAUUUCAACGACAACCCACCGGUGUUUCAGGGGGCGCCGUACCGAGCCAACAUAUCAAGAGACGCUAACAUCAACACUCUCGUCACUGACGUCAUCACCGCAACUGACAGGGACAGCACCAUGGACGGCAAUGGAGUCGUUAAAUACCAUAUGUUUUCAAACAUCAACUACUUCAGGAUUGAUCGAAAUUCAGGAAGAAUAUACGUGGCUACAGCCCUAGACAAACUGAAUGAUGAUGAGGUCACUCUGAGGAUCAAAGCGACAGAUCUACCCCAAAAAGACCCUGCUAUGGAAGCAAUCACAAACAUUACUAUUUCCAUCCUGACCGAUGAGCCGCGACCAUUCUUCACAAAAACAUACACCUUCCUGCUGACGGAGAAUGAGAAGCCUGAUGACGAUAAACCGGUGUCCAUUAGAGCCUAUGUGCGAAGGCCGAGUGAAGAAGAGUGUAACUGCACCUAUGAUUUAAUAGGUUCAGAUAAUUCGAGCUUUUACAUAGACAGUAUGACUGGAGACUUGAAACAAAAGUACAUGAUUGACCGCGAAAAAACAGGCAGUCGUUUUUAUGUGAAAGUGAAGGCGACAGACCGACGCAGCCUUUUUUAUAGGACAACAGAUGUUGAAGUGAACGUUAAAGAUGUUAACGACAACUUACCCUACUUCAACAACACCCAGCAGAACUUCAUAGUAAAUCAGAGUGCUCCAGCUGGGCAUGUGAUCGGGAGAGUGAUGUCGGUAGACGCUGAUGAACUCAGUCACCCCAUAUACACAGCCUUUACUGAUGUUGAUGGCAUCGAACUGCUGGGUGAUGGAACUCUUGUUGUGAGGGCUCAUCUGUCGAGCUACACAACGGUUGAUAUGAUAGUGAGUGUGACAGAGGGCAACUUUACAGGACCAAUCAAUAUAUUGGCAGUAACUACAACAAAGGUCUCCAUAGAAGUGCGACCAGACGAUUACAUUGAACAUGCUCCCGUAUUUGGAAAAGCAACAACCACCCCAACGCCAUCAACGUGCGACCCCAUGACAGAUGCCUCUCUGGACGAGGACUGCUCAAACGCGCGAUGUGUGGCCGUAAACAGCUCGUGUGUGACGACGUCAGCGGGAAGCCGCAGAUGUGCCUGUGCUAACAAGAACGUGCAGAUAUCAGCUACAGAAUGCUCAAUGGGACCAAGUGUUCUGUCAAGUACCAAAAACUACAUCUUCUCCACAGAUCUAUCUAGAACGCCAGUAACUGUGGGAUCAAUCAUGUUUGAUGGGCUUAGUACAUUCCCCACAAAUACCUUCUCCAUAGAAGGCGAAGUAUAUCCUGAUGAGGGAAUCCUGGACCUAAAGAGAAACUCGAGGCUCAUUGAUGUGGCACUGGUCAAGGAAAUAAGCAGUGCUAAAACAUUUGUGGUAGCGUUACGAGCAGCUUCCAGUGAGUUCACUGUGCAGCAGGUUGUGACCGUCAGGAUCAAGUCCUCCUCCUUCACACCAGAAGACGUCACAGUUAUGUUGGUGGAGGGAACCAGGAAAGGCACGCUGAUAGCUGACGUGAGGACUAUUGGUAGUUUGGGAGGGUACAGCAACUUCGAAAUGGAGACCACAGAUCAGACAGCAAGGGCCCUGUUCAAUGUGACCAUAUCGGGGCAGGUUCUUUGUGGACAAGAUAUGUUUUUGAGUGACUUUACCAAUAACGAUACAGUAGCUAAAGAAUAUAUAUUCAGUGUCAAAGCGACAAAUGGAGGACAGAGAGCAACAACUGCAACCUUUUACAUCUUGUUAUUCAAGAGUACUUUUACAACAACGUUUAGAGAAAAUUGGACAGGCAAAAUCUUGAGCUAUACCAUAACAAGCCCUAAGUUCGAGGUAGCCAUAAUUGACACGCUUCCAGAUGGACUAGCAAAAAGCUUGACAGGCGUAAGGCUGGAGAAGGCAAUUGACUAUGAUGCUGGUGUCAGAAAUAUUGAUUUUAAACUUGAUCUAGUCACGACGAACAGUACAAAGUCAACUACAGUUGAUGUCCAUAUUAAAAUUGAAGAUCUAAAUGACGAACCUCCGAAACUUAAAAAAGCAGUUUACGAAUUCUCGCUUUUUGCUGGAUCUAAGAGGAAUAGUAUAGUCGGCGUUGUUGAUGUCACUGAUGGAGAUACAGUUGGACGGACAGCUUUCGAUUUGGACGGCGAAAAUAAAGGCUACUUCAGCAUAAACGACGAUGGUAUUUUGACAUCAAAGGUGGAUUUAACAAGAGGUAAGUUCCCCUCCACAAUCACUCUACGUGUCAAGGCUUAUGAUGGAGUAACCUACUCUGAUGAAAGCACCAUCACUGUCUAUCUCAUCUCUUACACCAUUCAUGGAAUCAACCUCAACAAGACCUUCCUUGGCAGAGUCAGUGAAAACAGCCCCAAUGGAACAUAUGCUGCUAACGUCUCAGUGUCAAACUAUACAGAUUUCAAAUUUGCAAACCCACGGGCUCAAGGAUUCUUCAACCUCAAUCCAGCAUCUGGGAUCGUCACAACAGCUAUUGGUCUAGACCGAGAGAACGACGACCAGGCAUACACUGAAUUCACCAUUCAGGCUUACAUGGAUAGUGGUGACCAGUGCUCCCCUGUGACGAUUGGUCACCUGAUUACGAAUGUAACCGACGAGAACGACAAUGCGCCACAGUUUUCCAGACCCUUUUAUACAGGAAGAGUGAAAGAAAACUCCACUUCAGGAACACUGGUUGAUGAUUUGGUGGACAUAGUUGUUACCGACGAAGACAGAGGAGUGAAUGGUUCUGUAAACUUCGCUUUGACGGGUUCUGGGAAAACCUAUUUUGCUGUUGAGAAAUUGAAUCACAACAAAUUCACCAUAAAAACCAGCGGAACCCCGACUGAUAGAGAAGUAACUCCAUAUGUAGUCCUGACAUUAACUGGAACAGACAAUCCAUCUAAUCCUAACACAGGCACUACUACACUCAACAUCACAAUCAUGGACGUCAACGACAAUGCACCACAGUUCAACCGCGGGAGGACCGUAUUUUGGGUGGAAGAAAACGUUGGACCAAAGAUUAUCACUACGUUAACAGCCACAGACAAGGAUGAAGGCCUCAAUGCAAAGAUAUCAUACUCAUUGAAAGAUGGGGGAUUUGGUUUAUUCCAAAUUGACGAAAUCACUGGCGAAGUAUCGACAAUCAAGGCAAUUGACAGAGAAAGCAGGAAAGUCUUCAACCUGUCCAUCGAAGCAAGGGACCAAGGGUCGCCUUCUCUAGAAUCAGUAUUGACAGUUACCAUCAAUAUUCGUGAUGUAAACGAUGAAAAGCCUACAUUUACAAAGAACUCCUACAAAAGUUAUAAUAAGGAAAAUAGCCCAUGUGACAGAAACAUCCUAACAGUGACAGCAAUAGACCAGGACGAAGGCAGCAAUGCCAACAUCACGUUCUCAACAACAAGUUCCAAAUUUACAGUCGAUCCAAUAUCUGGGGCCAUUAGAUGUAUGAUUCCUCUUGACUAUGAAGAAAUGCGGCAACAUCUGAUAGAAAUAAAAGCAGAGAACCCAGGGUUUCCCAAAAUGAGUGACACAGUAACAGUUGAGAUAAACGUUGAAGACGAAAAUGACAACAGUCCACGUUUUGAUAAACCCAACUAUCAGUCUGAGAUAACAACUUUGGAGUGGGCAACCAACAACCCUGUUGAUGUUUUUGAAGUCACGGAUGAUGAUUCUGGAACGAAUGGCCAAUUUAGGUUCUCCAUGAGUGGGGAGACGGACAAAUUCUACAUUGAUGGAGACACUAUAGGUGUGUUACGCAUCAAAGAGGGCGCAAGUCAACCCAAUGCUUACACAACAUAUAACUUUAACGUUACAGCUAUAGAUAAAGGUUCUCGGUCGCUAAAUGUCUCCGUCCCAGUAUCAGUUGUUGUGAAGAAAAGUCAAGGCAAUAGUACUGUACGGUUCAACUAUACAGAUUUUAUAUUUUCAAUUGAGGAGGAGAAGGUAUAUAACACAUCUUUCGGAAGAGCAAAAGCUUCUUAUGACGCCAGCGUGACAGUUAGCUAUACCCUUAUCCAUGGGGGUGAUUUCCGUAUUAAUAAUAGUAGUGGGGCGCUGACUUGCAGUAAAGCACAGGAUCGUGAGACAGCAGCAAAGCAUACCAUUGUCGUUCGUGCCAGGGAUCCCGCCACUAACGCCUCGGACGUGGCUGUUAUAACAGUUAUAGUUUCGGACAUAAAUGACAAUGCACCAACAUUUCGGGCAUCUACUGAACAGCUCGUGUUUAGUGUUCAGGAAAACUCUCCGGGCAAGGAGGUCGCACGCAUCGUGGCCGAUGAUAGGGAUGUCGGUGAAAAUGGAACAAUAACGUACAGCAUUGAAUCACAGAUACCUCGGACACAUUUCUCCAUAAAUCCUGAAAACGGCACGGUCACUGUUUCUGGACAUCUAGACAGAGAAGCCUAUGACACCUACAACUUAAUUAUCAAGGCAACAGACAAUGCAGAUGCUCCGAGAACUGCAACAACAAGUGCGACUAUCCUUGUCGAUGAUAUCAACGACAAUCCCCCCACAUUCCAGACACUGCAUGCAGUGACAGUAAAGGAAGAUAGUGCCAUUUCCGUAUCGGUGGCGACAGUUAGUGCGACUGACAGGGACUAUGCACAGCAUGGUAAAGUUACCUAUUUCCCUGACACCGUAAUGGUGAACGGAACUGUCUGUCCAUUCAAAGUGUCAGUUGAGACUGGAGUCGUGAAAGUGAGCGGCGACCUCGACUAUGAGACGACUUCCACAUAUGAAUGCAUUGUGACUGCUGUGGACAUGAAGGGAUGCAGCAAUUGCACAGGGCGUCUCACUGGAUCGACAACUAUGUCCGUCACCAUCCUUGAUUUCAACGACAACCCACCGGUGUUUCAGGGGGCCCCGUACCGAGCUAACGUAACAAGAGACGCUGACAUCAACACUCUCGUCACUGACGUCAUCACUGCAACUGACAGGGACGACACCAAGGACGGCAAUGGAGUCGUUAAAUACCAUAUUUUAUCAAGCGUAGAUUACUUCGAAAUUGAUCGUGAUUCAGGAAGUAUAUACGUGGCUUCAACCCUAGACACAGUGAAUGAUGAUGUGGUAACUCUGAGGAUCAAGGCGACAGAUCUACCCCAAAAAGACCCUGCGAUGGAAGCAAUCACAAACAUUACUAUUUCCAUCCUGACUGAUGAGCCACGACCAUUCUUCACAAAAACAUACACCUUCAUGCUGACGGAGAAUGAGAAGCCAGAUGAAGAUAAAGCGGUGUCCAUUAGAGCUUCUGUGCGAAGGGCGAGUGAAGAAGAGUGUAACUGCACCUAUGACUUAAUAGGUUCAGAUAAUUCGAGCUUUUACAUAGACAGUAUGACUGGAGACUUAAGACAAAAGGACCCAAUAGACCGCGAAAAAACAGGCAGUCGCUUUUAUGUGAGAGUGAAGGCGACAGACCGACGCAGCCUUCUUUAUAGGACAACAGAUGUUGAAGUGAACGUUAAAGAUGUUAACGACAACUUACCCUACUUCAACAACACCCAGCAGAACUUCACAGUAAAUCAGAAUGUUUUGGUUGACCAUGUGAUCGGAAGAGUGAUAUCAGUAGACGCUGAUGAACUCAGUCACCCCAUAUACACAGCCUUUGAUGUUGAGGGAAUCGAACUGCUGGGUGAUGGAACUCUGGUAGUGAGGGCUUCUCUGUCGAACUACACCGUGGUUAACAUGUUUGUCAGUGUCAAAGAGGAGAACUUCAGAGGAUCAAUCAGCAAAUUGCCAGCAACUACAACAAAGGUCCACAUAGAAGUGCUACCAGACAAUCACAACGAACAUACUCCCGUAUUUGGAAACGAUGCUUAUGGAGCAUCAUUGGAGUUUUCAUCUGAAACUGGUACAGAAGUUAAGAUUACCAACUUCCGGGCAACGGACGCCGACGGCCACAAUGUUACAUACGCCAUACAAACAAGAAAUGAUAGGAAUAACCUCGAGAUCGACAGUCAGACCGGGAAAAUAUCUGUUCACAUUAAACUUGACGACACAGUGCCCCGAGUCUUAGAACUAGUUGUAAUCGCCAUCGACAGAAGUCUCCACCCGAAGACUGGAUCGUGUACAGUUAUGAUAACCCUACAUGGAUAUACAGAAACAGAAUGUGUAGCUAAACACGAAUAUUCACGUCUAGAACAGGACUCAGAUCAGAGAAAGGUGUUCCUUGGGUUAUUCAUUGCUAUGGCAAUCCUACUUGCAGUGGUCAGCAUUAGUGCAGUUUUUGCUAUAUACAAGUGGAGGACAGUAAAACGUAGAACACUGUAUCAGGAAAAUAUCAAUAUGGCUCAUGGUAAAACAACAAAAGCAUCAGAACAAUCUGGAUAUGACUUACUAGCUGCGGGCAGCAAAGAUGAAGAAACAGCAUACAACAAACUCAAAGACAGAGAUUUCUCAUCCGGUGUUCCAAACCCAUCAUAUGUGUCGUCAGGUCCAAGGCCUAUUUGCACGCCCCCAGCAGAGCCCGUUCCUGACUAUGAUGGUGCUGAAGACAUUCAGAUAUAAAAUAUACCUUUAUUCCCUCUGGAGAAAUUGGCUCAAAGGUGGGUCUUGAUGGUAUUGCUGUUGGAAGAGAUGACAUCUAUGCUGGCUCUGAAUCCUAUAAUUUAUUCACCUGAAAAAGGAGUUAGCAUAUAUUCUGAAACGUUGUGUUCUUCAUAAUAAAGAAGUUGAUACCCAUAGAAUCCUCUCUCUUAUGUGUAUCACUUCUAAAUGCCAUUCAAAGACUAAAACAUGAAUGAAUCACUGAACAACACGUUUCAAAGCAGUGAUACAUGUUAAGGUCUUCCCUAAACAAUAACCAGUUUUAGCAAAUGAGAAACAUUGUUUUCCACAAAAGAAAGGAGUAAUGUCUAUACUUGUUAUAAUCUCCAGUUAACAAUGAACCACUAUGUCUUAAACGUGAAUGUGCUUUGUUCUGUUUAUAUAUGGUAAUGCGUUGUAGUGUUUUCAAGUGUUUUUUUCUGUUUACAGUAAAUAGCUUCAUAAUAGUGUAUUCAUCACUCUUGGAAUUUCUUCGUCAUGACAACUGUAAUCUCAAUAGAAAUAUUGAGACAUCGUCUCCUCGAUGCUGGAACCGACUUUCGUAGCGUUUUGAAAACAGAACCGUCGAGAUAAAAACGUUUCAUCUGUUUGACUCUUACAAGUAUAUUUGAUAUGAUAUUUGAUAUUUGAUUUUUUCACAAAAUUGUAAUGUUAUAUUCAUUGAUCAUAUGUUCAUCGCUCUUCACAUUUGAACUGUUUUAAGUACCAUUGCCAACUGCAUACAGUAUGACUUGAGUUAGCUUUUAAACAUGGAAUGUGUAUCAGUUUUAGUUCAUGUUGUUUGAUAUUGAAUAAAACAUUUUCGUUUAACA
Haliotis rufescens (red abalone) is the source of this 11915-nucleotide messenger RNA. RefSeq names its product protocadherin Fat 4-like. The record is from RefSeq and is a predicted model, not a curated record. The coding region runs from base 625 to 11064 and encodes 3479 amino acids. Gene Ontology annotation, cellular component: plasma membrane. NCBI's taxonomy places the organism in Eukaryota, Metazoa, Mollusca, Gastropoda, Lepetellida, Haliotidae. Gene Ontology annotation, molecular function: calcium ion binding. Gene Ontology annotation, biological process: homophilic cell-cell adhesion. The transcript is spliced from 39 exons.